Messenger RNA from Leishmania braziliensis MHOM/BR/75/M2904, 285 nucleotides. RefSeq lists its product as hypothetical. Lineage: Eukaryota; Euglenozoa; Kinetoplastea; Trypanosomatida; Trypanosomatidae. The record is from RefSeq and is a predicted model, not a curated record. The coding region runs from base 1 to 285 and encodes 94 amino acids. The transcript has a single exon.
AUGGGGCGCAGCAACAAUCAGCGUCGGCGCACCUGCAAGGCGCGCGGGCAGUCGUUCAUUCCCAAGGUGGUCAAGAGCAAGGUGCGCAAUGAGAACCGCCGUAUGAAGAUUAUGGCGGCCAAGAAGGACCCACGGCUGCACAAGAAGCUCUCCUACGACAAGGUCCACACCAAGUCAGGCAAGAUCACGAAGCGUAAGUUCCAGUCCGGUGGCUACAACCACAGCGGCAAGUUCGGAAAGGCGGCUGGAGUGAAGCGGAAUGCUGCGAAGGGGAGGACGAAGUAG